Messenger RNA from Fusarium subglutinans, 1017 nucleotides. RefSeq lists its product as uncharacterized. NCBI's taxonomy places the organism in Eukaryota, Fungi, Ascomycota, Sordariomycetes, Hypocreales, Nectriaceae. The transcript has a single exon. The coding region runs from base 1 to 1017 and encodes 338 amino acids. The record is from RefSeq and is a predicted model, not a curated record.
AUGGCUUCGACUACUCGUGCAUCCCUCAAGCGUACACGCUCCACAGCGAGCUUGAACGAUGCGGCCCUUGAUGUUCUCUCCGACAUCUCGGCCAAGUCCCGGAAGAUUCAGUCGCUCAGCCCCAACAUCCGAAGGCUGGCGGCGAAACUUACAAACCGGGCCCGAUGUGCAACCUCCCCUCACGAGCUUGACAACCUCAAGGAUUCUUGGGAGGCUCUAUCGCUUUUGAUCGAAAGCAAAUGCGAGGUCAAAGGGCUCAACAGCCGCCUCAAUACCCAACGUGCCCACAUCAACAAGGUACAUUUCGAUCUGCACAUCGGAAACUGGGCUAUGGCAAUCCACAACCGUGUAAAGGCCGGUGAGAAGAAUUGGGCAGAGACUUACUCCCGCCUUCUACAAGCUCGGUUGGCAGCUAGUGGAGUGCCCGGUCCCACCGCGGUUCAGGUAGCAAAGGUCUUCAAGGAGUUCAAAGCGGUCCGUGACCACCAAACCUCGCAGACUUUGGGUCAUAUCCAGCCAGAGAUCGACGCCGUUACUCAGUGGCACUCUGAUGGUACAGGAGAACCCCCUGCAACGCCAUAUCUGGAUCGAGUGGCAGGGCUUUGCGGGCGUGUCGGUAUUGAAAGGAAAACAUAUAUCGACAUCCUGCAUCUUGGUGAUUCACGCAAUGAAACAGCGCACCACCCUCCACCACGUAUCGAGGACCACCUAGACCAAAAUGGAAACGUCGACUGGUCUAGGGUCAAAAGGUCUUGUCAGAAUCGAAAGUCCCGCUUCAAAGGGCAGUUCAAGAAGGGCAAAAUUACCCAAGCCCAAUUCGAAACCUUCAAGAACAUUAUCGAUUCAUGGUACAACAUCCAGGUCAGCGGCCGUAAUCCAGACGGAACCGUUAAACUGGCUCAAGGAAUGGAUAAGGUUAUCGAGGCAAUGAAUCAAGAAAUAGCCAAAAAUCUCAUUCCAAUUCCGGUACCUGAUAGCCCCUAUCAAGAGGGCAAGUGGGACGACCUUCUCAAUUAA